This is a messenger RNA of Eimeria tenella, 4914 nucleotides long. Its product is annotated as ABC transporter, putative. Lineage: Eukaryota; Apicomplexa; Conoidasida; Eucoccidiorida; Eimeriidae. Gene Ontology annotation, cellular component: membrane. The record is from RefSeq and is a predicted model, not a curated record. The coding region runs from base 1 to 4914 and encodes 1637 amino acids. Gene Ontology annotation, biological process: transmembrane transport. Gene Ontology annotation, molecular function: ATP hydrolysis activity; ABC-type transporter activity; ATP binding. The transcript is spliced from 13 exons.
AUGGCGUCCUCCUCUCCGGGCCUGGCCGGGCCCCCCCUCAAACCCAGCACCAGCACCACCACCAAAAGCAGCAGCAGCAGCAGCAGCAGCAGCUCGUACGACUCUGCGGGUUGGUGGAGCCGUUUGUUUUUCUCGUGGCUGUCUCCUGUGAAUGUGCGGUGUCUGGGGGGCUCUGUGCGGCCGCAGGAGCUGCCGGGUUUGCCAGCAGCAGAUCUGCUGCAGCUGCAGCAGGGGCCCCUGGGGGCCCUUCUGCUGCAGGAGGAGAAGACCCGGGGGGCCCCCUCUGUCUUGCGGGCCACCCUGAGGCUCUUCUGGGGGCCCCUCGCCACAGCCUUUGCCUGGGCUGUUCUUAAAGAACUCCUCAGCUUUGCAAAUACUUUGCUGCUGCGACAAAUUCUAAAAAGUGAACAAAUGAACUUCCCCGGCUUCUGGGCCCGCGGCUUUGCUGCUGCUGCAGCUCUGUCUGUGCUGCAGCUGCUGCUGGUCUUUCUGGACAGCCACUUGGACUUUUAUAUUUGUCGCACUUCCAUUCGAGUGGAAGCAGCUUUGUUGAAUUCUCUUCACGAACGAAUUCUGAACUUUGAAAAAAGUCCCGAGUUGGCGCUGGUGGUUCCGGGGUGUACAUACACCCCAGCACCCGCGCCGCGGGCGCCGGGGUGUUGGCUCCAGCUGUUUGCCGGCAGUUUUGACUUUACUUGUAAUUGUUUUUUUUGCGAUUUGUUUGGAGGUCUACAACAGCAGUUUGAAAGUGCCUUUUAUGAAAAGAAGAGACAAAAGGAUCGAAAGGACGCACGAGUGUCUUUCGGAAAUGCGGACUUUGCGGCUUCUUGGUUGGGAAGAAGUUGCACAAGAAAUUUUAAAAAAAGAAAGAAAUCAAGAACUCAGUUGGAGUUCUUUUCGCAUGCCCUCAACAUGAAAGCUGAACUUGUUAUUCCCGUUAUUCAUGUUAUGGACAACUUUGUGGGGCCCCUUGCAGACUUGCCCUACACUUUGUCCACUUUAAUUGAAGGCCAAAUUUCCCUUAGCCGAGUCAAACGCUUCUUCUUCACUUCGCGUCCAGCAGCAGCAGCAGAAGCAGCAGCAGCAGCAGCAGAAGCUGCUGCUGCGGUGGAGGCAGAGCAGCAGCCCCUGCUGAGUCCUCGCCUAAGAGAAAAUGGAAGAGAAGAAGAAGAUGCAAUGAAGGAACAAGAGCUGCUUGAUAUGGCCCAGCAGCUGCUGCAGGCUAUACAAGAUUCAACGCUGAGGGUCCUUAUGGUAUCUGCUUCCUUCACUUGGCAUCCUGGCCCUGUCUACACUCCCGAGGCCUACCCCGUGAGCCCCCCAGCUGCCUACAGCAGCAGCAGCAGCAGCAGCAGCAGCAACAGCAGGUUGUGUCUGAGCAGCAUCAACUUGGAGCUGAAGUGCGGGGAGGUGGUCCUCGUCACGGGCCCCCCCGGCAGCGGGAAGAGCAGCCUAAUCCAGGCAGUGCUGCGUCGUUUGGAGCUGCAGCAAACUGGAGGGGCGUUGUACAUAGCAGCAGCGCCAGCAGCAGCAGCAGCAGCAGCAGCAGCAGCGCCUGUGGGCUUCGUGCCGCAGGAGCCCUGGCUGUGCGGGGGCACCGUGCGGGAAAACAUAACCUUCGGAGAGCCCUUUGAAAGCAGCACUUAUGCUGCAGUUGUUGCUGCAUGCGAGUUGGGGGCGGACUUCAGCAGCUGGGCUCACGGAGAUUUGCGAAAAGUCGACGAGGGGGGCCUCGAUUUGAGCGGCGGGCAGCGCGUUCGAAUCGGCAUCGCUCGAGCUGUCUACUGCUGCAAACUGCACGAGCUGAGGACUCGAAAAAGUCCAGAAAGAACAAAAAUAACGCAAAGUGAAGUGCGGCAGCGCGCGGCGGCGCAGCUGGAGUCUGAGGUGUACAGACACCUCGCGGCCGCGGCGGCGCGGCGGCGGCGCGCGCCGCUGCUGCGCACUUUUUUGGAAAUGGAACUUAAAGAAAAAAAUAAAGUCCAAAAUGAAACAGAAUUGCAAAAAGAAAUGCAAAAAGAGAGCUCCGAACUCGGCUGUUUGCUCUGCUUCGACGAGUGCUUCAACAGCCUCGACUUGGCCGUCGCCGCAAAUCUCUUUCAAAAUUUGUUCGGCCCAAAAGGCCUUUUAAAAAACUCCGCAGUUUUAAUUUGCCUCAACGACAACUCCCUCAUAGGCCUCAUGCGCCAGCAAACGGCCCACGCAGGCCCCGAGCAGCAGCAGCAGCAGCAGCAGCAGCAGCAGCAGCAGAUGCGCUUCACCAUUUGCAGACUCGUCAAGGGCGCCAUUGCCUGGCGCGGCGGCGUCGCCGAAUUCACAGCAGCUCUCGGCGCCCCAGCACCUGCAGCAGCAGCAGCAGCGGGAGCAGCAGCAGCAGCAGCAGCAGCAGCAGCAGCAGCAGCAGAGGAGCCGCUGGGCACGAUUGAGAACAUUUGGGCGGCACAGGACAGCAGCAACAGCGAGGCGGCGGGUGUACGUACACCCGAGCAGCAAGCAGCAGCAGAGCCCGAAGCUGCUGCAGAUCUUUUCGCAGAAAUAAAAAGUGAAAGAACUAUUCCUCUAACUGAAGAAAUUGAAAGUGGAGUAGUUGGGCUGAAGUCUUAUUUGUGGUACUUGAGACAAACUGGAAGAGUUUUGUCCAUUUCUUUUUUUCUAAUUGUCACUUUCGGAAGCAUUUCAGAUGUGCUGAGUGACCUCUGGCUCGCGCGCUGGACAACAACGGAGUCCCCAGAAGACUCCGACACAGCAGCAGCAGCAGCAGCAACCAGCAGCAGCAGCAGCAGCAGCAGCCUGCGCGCCGCCCUUGUGCACGAGCGCUUCCUGCUUGUGUUCGUCGGGCUGUCUUGUUUGAACAUGGUUUUUGAACUUUGUGAAAAACUUGUGGGAGUGAAGGGCUCGAUGAAAGCAGCUCGAAAAGUGCACGAGCAGCUGUGGUGGGGUGUAUGUACAGCGCCGCUGUGGUUCUACGCGCGCAACCCCGUGGGGCGGAUUCUGAAUCGGUUUGCGAGCGACAUUUCAAUAAUUGAUUUUGGAAUUUUGCGGAGAAUCGGCUUUUCGUGCACAGCUGCAGUGUCUUGCGCGCUUUCGGUCGCCGUCCUCAGCCUCGCCUGCCGCUGGGUACUUCCCCUCUGGCCUUUGAUGAUCAUUUCUUUUUAUUUGAUGGUUUUUCGAUAUUUCCGGAGCUCUUCGCGCGAAAUUCAAAGAGCUUCUCUCCUCUCCUUCUCCCCAAUCCUCUCAGCCUUCAGCGAGGCCCUUUCUGGCAAAGAAAUCAUUUCUAAUCUCCAAAAACAAAACUUCUUCCAAACUCAUUUCUUAACGCAUUUGGAACUCUGCCAAAGAACCAAACUCACGCAGUGGGGAGUCAACUCCUGGUCCAACAUUCGGCUGCAGCUGCUGCUGUUCCCCCUCAUCGUUUUAAAUGCAACUCUUCCGCGGCUGCUGGAGGCUUCGCCGUUUGCGCAGGGUGUGGGGUCUUCAGGUGUACGUACACCUGAAAACCCCACAAACAUCGGACUCGUCGGACUCGCCAUUUCUUAUUCUCUUUCCAUUGCAGGAGCCCUCAGGCGCUUUCUUACUAAUGUUACUGCAACCGAAAAGGACAUGUGCUCCGUCGAGAGGGUCCAGAGCUACUUGGAAGACACGGCCCCCGAGCCAGCAGCAGCAGUAGCAGCAGCAGCAGUUUCUGCUGCUGUUCUCCCGCAGACCCGCACCGGAGUGCAGUUCAUUAAUGUGGAAAUCCGCUACCGUACAUACACCCCAGAAGACGAGGGAGUUCUUAGCGAAAUGACCCCAGAAGGGCCCACAGGGGGCCCCCCGGGGGCCCCCCCCGGGGCGCCCGCGGGGGGCCCCCCAGGGGCCCCCCCAGGGGGUCCGAGGGACCUGGAAGCCGACGGCGCAGCAGCAGCAGCAGCAGCAGCUGCUGCUGCUGCUGCUGCGCCUCGGCGGCCAGCGUAUCUGCUGAAGCCAAGCAUAAUGGACUUCUCCGCGGAAGUGAAGACAGGAGAAAGAAUUGGAAUUGUAGGGAGGACAGGAGCUGGCAAAUCGACGCUGCUGCAGGCGCUGUUUGGCCUGGUGCCCUGCCACAAAGGCCAGAUCUUAAUAGAUGGAGUUCUUUUGUCUUCUUUGUCUCGAGAUUUAAUUAAAUCCAUUAUUGGUUAUUUGCCUCAAAGGUCCAUUAUCUUCGAAGGAUGGAGAGUCAAAGACGUCCUCGACCCGCGGCACGUACACUCGGAAGCCACUCUCUGGAAAGCUCUGCGAGCUGUUGGCCUCGAAGAAUUAAUUUCUUCUCUUCCGGGAGGCUUGCAGCUGGACACAGUAGUUGCUGCGGACACAGCAGCAGCAGGCUUCGGCAGCAGCAGCAGCAGCAGCAGCAGCAGCAGCAGCAGGUGCACGCUCUCGGCCCGCCAGCUGCGCUACUUGGCUCUGGCCCGCCUCAUCGCAGACGAAGACAAACUGCGAGUGGUGCUCAUUGACGAGCCGCCUGCAGAAGAGCUGUGGGGCGAAGUCAUCGGCAACAACCUGCAGCAGCAGCAGCAGCAGCAGCAGCAGCAGCAGCAGCAGCAGCAGCAGCAGCAGCAGCAGCAGGAGGGGGAGGAGUCUGCCGUUGGGGAGGACGGCGGAGCGCCGCAGGGCGGCGCGCCGGGCGCCCUGCCCGCCGCCUUCCCCCCCCCAGCAGCAGCAGCAGCAGCAGCAGCAGCAGCAGCAGCGGGGCGCGCAACUGGAGAAAUUCUUUCGCAGCACUUGCUGCAGUGCUGUGUCUUCGUUGUGGCCCACCACCUCUCGUCCUUGCGGGGCUGCCAGCGGGUGUGGGUGUUGGCUGGGGGCCGCAAGGUGGGGGAGUGCAGUCCUGGGGAAAUAGACUCGGAGUUGAAGUUUCGACUUUUCGUAAAAAAGUGCCUCCAAGGCCAAAAUUGA